CCCACGCGGCUCUGCGGCAGCAACGGCUGGUAUGCGUUGUCACAAGCUCACUGUAGGCUCAGCCACGUCGGGAUCUAGCUCUGUUAGCUCCGACUUCGGUAGUAACAUGUUGUGCUUUUAUAUUGACGAUGCCCUCGGCUUGAAGAUCUCACCCACCAUUGUCCUUGUCAUGAGUCUCUGCUUCAUCGGCUUUGUCACUGCUCUUCAUUUGUUUGGCAUGAAUCUUUGACAUUUACAAGUCUUUGAUUCCGAUGAAAUCUUGACGGUUAGGUUUCCAAUUACCCUUAAUCGUGGACCCAUCUUGUCGGUUUCCCCAAAUCCAACUCCCAAUCUAGGGUUUUUCGCAUUUCAACCCAUCCCCCACAAUUCUUCGGUGCCAGUUGAAGAUUUACAGUUUUUGAGAUUGCUGUCUUUGUUACACAACAAAUUUUAUAGUUUUGAGAAUUGAUUCGUUAUUCUUAUGGUACAAUUCUUAUUCUCCUACUUGUAAUCUUGGGGUUUGAUUCGCUUGAAUGUUCUAUGCUGCUUUGUGUUCUACCUAAAUUUCAGCUAAUG
This is a messenger RNA of Rubroshorea leprosula, 555 nucleotides long. The record is from the annotation of a GenBank genome assembly. Lineage: Eukaryota; Viridiplantae; Streptophyta; Magnoliopsida; Malvales; Dipterocarpaceae.